AGGGACGUUUACGGUAAGAUGGAAUCGUUCACCGACUUGAAUCCGCUGGACGCCCGCUCGACGCUCCUCGGUGUUGCGGUGUUUCUCGUACUGUAUUGGCUCCUUCGCCGUCAUCCUUCUCGCAAUCUCCCGCCUGGCCCUAAGGGAUGGCCGGUGUUAGGCAACCUACCGCAGCUCGCUAGAAUGAGGGCAGAGCCACACAGAUAUUUCUCAAAUUUAGCAGCCAGAUACGGUAAUGUAAUCAGUGUGAAUUUGGCGGGAAAUUUGAUCGUGGUUCUGCAUGGAGCCGACGUGAUCAGAGAAGCCUUCAACCAGCCCCAGCUGAGUGCCAGGCCAAGACUGUACGUAAGCGAGAAGCUUCGACCUGGUGUCGGUAUUUUUAUUUCCUCCGGCGCGAUCUGGACGGAAUUAAGGAGGUUCUGCUUGAAAGUUUUGAGGGGGUUUGGCAUGGGGAAGUCGAGCUUCGAGGAGAACAUAGCAACGGAGGCCCUCUUCCUGACUGACGAGUGGAAGAAGGUUAAGGGAGCGCCCCUCGAUCCCAAACACAUGAUUUCACAGUCCAUAUCCAACGUGAUCUGCGCCGUAGUAUUUGGAGAAAGGUUUCAAUACACCGACGUGAAUUUUAGAUAUCUCAUCCAGUAUUCUGACGAUGUCUUUGAACAGAUAGGUGCUGGCGGCGUUGUCGAUUUCACGCCGCUUUUCGCUAAACUGACAUUCUUACCUUUUGUCCGAAAGUACAAAGAUGCAACCCAGGCGCUAAUCGAUCAGAUUUGCCGGAUGGUUGACACACAUAACCAAGACUUCGAUGCAGACAACAUACGCGAUUUCACCGACGCGUUCUUGCAAGAGGAAAGCAAACAUGGCGGCACGUCCGACGUCUUCAGCAGAGAUAACAUGAAGCGAGUGGUGGCCGACCUUUUCGGUGCCGGAACCGAGACCACCACGACUACCCUUCACUGGAGUAUACUUUACAUGAUGGCAUACCCCGAGGUACAGGCCCGCGUGCAGAAGGAGUUAGACGACGUGACUGGACGAAAUCGAUUCCCCAGGAUGUCUGACAAGCCGGACCUGCCCUACACUGAGGCGGUUAUCUGUGAGAUCCAACGCAUCAGUACCAUCGUACCGCUGUCAGUGCCCCACUUUUGCUCAGAGGAUACGACCCUUUUGGGGUACGAUAUUCCAAAAGGAACCGUAGUUCUGUCCAACCUGUGGCACUGCCACUACGAUCCUACGAUUUGGAGAGAGCCCGAGACAUUCCGUCCGGAGCGAUUCCUGGAGGACGAGAAAAAGUUUAUAAAGUGUGAAGAGCUGACUCCCUUCGGAAUAGGUCGGCGCAUCUGCCUGGGUGAGCAUCUCGCUAGGAUGGAGCUCUUCAUCUUCUUCACCCUCCUCCUCCACGAGUUCACCUUCAAGAAUCCCCCAGAUGCUCCGCCCGUCACAUUCGACGGAAUCGACACGGUAACUUGGGCGCCAAAGAAGUUCAAAGUUUGCGUCAUCCCACGAGCCUAAUACGUAAACUCAUGCAUGGCUAGAAAUCACCAAGAAUCUAUUUGCGGCAUCCAUGAAUAUAAGAGAAAUGUUACCAAAUGAAAGUUUUGUCAAAAUUCUGAUAGAUGAAUGACAGGCCAUUCAGUUUCAAGGGACGACUUCAGAAAUAUCCAUCGCGACAAUUAACAACGAUCAAAUAAUCUUUUAUUAUUCAUGAAUCAUUUUUAACCGCCCUCCAGCAGAAACGCGCUCGGAGACCACGACAAUUCUCAUGGCAAUUUAAAGAGCAGCAGAUUAAAAUGUCAGCCUCUAGGCAAAAAUGCGUAGGCCUAAUGGUUAGCCACCACGGACGUAU
Messenger RNA from Acanthaster planci (crown-of-thorns starfish), 1843 nucleotides. Its product is annotated as cytochrome P450 2J6-like. Lineage: Eukaryota; Metazoa; Echinodermata; Asteroidea; Valvatida; Acanthasteridae. The record is from RefSeq and is a predicted model, not a curated record.